Messenger RNA from Diaporthe batatas, 606 nucleotides. RefSeq lists its product as uncharacterized. The record is from RefSeq and is a predicted model, not a curated record. The transcript has a single exon. The coding region runs from base 1 to 606 and encodes 201 amino acids. Lineage: Eukaryota; Fungi; Ascomycota; Sordariomycetes; Diaporthales; Diaporthaceae.
AUGGGUUCCCACAGCCUACGACAACGCCUCGCCGGCGCGGCCAUCGCGGCCCUCCUGACAAGUUCAGCGACGGCGGGCCCCUCGCCAUCGACGGGCACAGCAUGCCUAGCCAACGUCGUCUCAGACCUCUCGUGCGCGGACCCCUCGGUCAUGACGAGCUGCAUGGCCGCCGAGAUGGUAGACGCACGGCUCCUGGCGGCGUGCCUGGACGCGGCCGGCUGCGCGGGGGACGAGGCGGAUGAGACCGCGCUGUGGAUCACAAGGAUGUGCCAGCAGGAGGACAACAGCGCGCAGCAGCCCGGCUCGGAGGGCGAGCUCCGGCGGAGGAGGUUCCACGCCCGCGGCAACGACAAGCGACAAGCGGCAGACAGCACCACCACAAGCGGCGCCACGUCGACGACGUCGGCGGCGGCGGCCACCUCGACGAGCUCCUAUGCGGGCAUCGACAUCGGGCUGUCGAGCGCUAUCGUUGGUUCCGUUAUGGGUAUUGCAGCGUUCCUAGGUAUCGGAGGUGUGCUCGUCAGUGCCUGGAUGGAGAGCGCGGCCCGGAAGAAGGCGAAGAGGGAGCAGGUUCAGAGGCAGGCCUUGAUGUCCAACAUUGGCUGA